Messenger RNA from Paramuricea clavata, 20286 nucleotides. The record is from the annotation of a GenBank genome assembly. Lineage: Eukaryota; Metazoa; Cnidaria; Anthozoa; Malacalcyonacea; Plexauridae.
AUGGCUGAAUGUUGUCAUGGUGGAAAAAUUUCUGCAUUUUCUAGUCUUUCAAACGUUCAGUUAGCUUGUAAUGAAGAAUGGAUAGCUGCUCCACAUAAAGACAAGUCUUUUGCAGUAUGGAAACAUGGAAAUUUAAACGCAAAUGUAAGAUGUGUUUUGAAAUAUUAAACCGUUCUUGCAGUGUAUAAACAAUGUUUUGUUUUUGGGCAUUUAAAUUAUUAACUACCGGGCAUUUAAACAGCAUAAAUUGAUAGAACGAUAUAAAUAAUUUGUACAGUAUAACUUUUAUUCCUUGUAUUAUAUAGCUUAAGUAAGUUUUAAUUUUGUAAAAUACCAGUUAGUUUAGAUUUUGGAGUAUCAUUAAUAUAUAAAUUUAAUAUAACUUUACAGCCUGUAGUUUUCACUUGUCACAAGAAGAGUGUAACUGCAGUAUGUUUUGGGAACAGAAAUGAACAAAUUUUGCUAGCAAGUGGUUCUGAAGACUGUGUUAUUGUCUGGUUUUUGGAAAACAAUUUUACUUUUGAUGGUGAGUAUUAACCCAUUGAAUGGUAGCACUGUCUCCUUGAUGAGUAAAGUUGUCUGUUUCUCAGUUUCUGUAGUAUGUUUUGUUUCUAGGAGAAUUUUGCAAUGAAGCAAGAAACAUUACUGUUGCAAAAGACUUGGGUUAUGUCCAACAUAUCAGUUUUAAUAAUUCUGAUGAAUUGAUUAGUAUAUGUGUUGGUAACGAAGUCUGGGUUAUAGAAAUUGAGGUUGGUACUAGAGGUAGGCUGUGAAAACAACCGUCCGAUAUAGAAGUAUGGUAGACAGGAUGGCUGAUUUUGUCAAUACAUCAUACUCCUAAUGAAAAAGAAAAAAUCCUGACCUACGUGAAACAGAUCAAAACACCCGACAAUUUGAUUACUAAGUUUGAAAUUAGUUUAGUGGUCAAUACAGAGAAACAGUUUGACAUUCAAACACCACAUUUUCUCUAUAUGGAUAACUGUGGAUAUACAACUACCUGAAACUGGCAUUGAUUGUUCAAGGUUUCCUCUAUUUAGCCUCUUUUUAGCUCCUCUUCUAAUUAGACCCCAGUCGAAAAAUGCCAUUCUUCUAACGGUGUGUAUGGUACUGCAGCCAAUAAUACACCCUGAUGAACUUUUCUAAGCCCGGUGGAAAGUUAUCUGCUAUAGGUUAAAGUUUUUGUGUUAAAUUUAAGACAUGUGAAUUGAAAACUGUGAUUGAUGGUCACCAUGGCAUUGUGAAUGCUUCAAGAUUUUGUCCAGCCCAGGAUUUUUUACUGGUGACUGUCUCUGAAGAUCGAACAUUUAAGGUAGUUAAAUAAGUGACUGUCUCAACUAGAGAACAGAGCAAUUGGUGGCACAGCUGGUGGUUAGCUGUGAACUCGCCUUUUCCGUGUGCCUAGCUGCUUUUUACCUUUCUCACUGGGAUUUGAUUCCUGCAACAUGCGUUAAAAUUUAACCUUAGUUGUGUGCUUUUAUUUUGACUACAUGAAACAAUGCAAAUUCGUCCUGCACUGCAUGUAAACACUGGAUCGAUAAGGGAGAAAAAUUUGAUAGAGCUACGUACAUCAUUCCGAAAAAUUUACUGACUGACAGAGCUAUGCAGUUUAAAUAAAGUAAAUUCUAGUUUAGUAUACAUGUAUGAAAAACCUCUCAAUAAUUUCUCAAUGUUGUUUUCUAACUUGUUUAUGCUAGGUUUGUGAUGUUCAACAGAAAUCCAUUUUACAUCAUUCUCCAAUUAUUUCUGGUAAUUCCUUCGCAGACACAUUUCUGACUUUUGAGAUCGUACAUGUCAGUGUGUAUUACCCAUAUAUAAGAAGGUUGCGUCUUUUUAAUAUUUUUGUCAUGUGUAUUGGUAUUAUUGAGUUUCUCACUCAUUGGUGAGCGGAUUUUCCAACAGGCUGUACGUUGCCCAAUUGAUAGGACUGAUCUGAGGUACCUACGAUUUAACGUCCUUAUCCGAGAAGAGGCGAAAGUAUUGUAAGACCUUGAGUAGAUCGAGGUCCGAACAAGGAUUGAACCCGGGUCUCUCAGCUUGGAAGGCAAGCAUGGUGAUCACAACACCACAAGUGCUAGGUGAUGGCCGUUACAAUUAGCCAUUCCGAAGUUGAUGAGAGGACUGGGGAUGAGUGUUAAAAAGUGCCCAUAUUAAGAAAUGAACCAAAUCACUAAAAAGACCACCUCAAAAUUAGUAAGUUUACAAAGUUUGAAGACAAACGUUUACAUGAUUGAAUACCCUUCGAAUAAUAAGCUUUCGAAAAUCGCGAUAUUUACUAUGAAAUGUACUGUAAUUUUUUUUUUUGGGGGGGGGGAUGCGCGUCCCAAAAACACUCUUUUAAAUUAAUCCAUAAUUUCACAAUUUUUGAAAGCAUAUUAUUCGAAAGGUACUCAUGUAAACGUCUUCAAACUUUGUAUACUUACUAAUCUUGAGGUGGUCUUUUUAUUGAUUUGGUUCAUUUCUUAAUUUGGGCACUUUUUAACACUCGUCCCAAGUCCACUCAUCAACUUCGGAAUGGCUAUAAAUGGGUCGUAUGACCCAGACUUGGAGCAGAUCAUAGACAAAGUAUUUCUCGUUAAAUUUCCACAGCAUAUCCGUUUCUCUCGCUUGCAUUCCAUUCAACUCGGAAAGAAGUCGUUCUUGGAUCUUCAGAUGGGAUGGUAAUUUCCUUUUAAAUUUAUUCAAUUAUACUUUGUUUUUCGUUUCCUUCCUCUUUCAUUCCACAACACGACUGGAAAUAUUGUAGGGCUGCUCCCAAUUAAUCGAUUAAUCGAUGAUUUUUUUCAGGGAUUUUCCCGAAAAAUGCUGUUGCGAGAAAUGCAACCUAUAGGUCCACUGAGUGACAGGAGUCGAACAUGCGGCUCUGCGAUUCCGGAAUCACAGAGCCGCAAAUCGCUACUCUAAGAUAAAUUUGUUGUACGUGUCCUCGUUUUAACCGCAUUACAGAGGAAGGAAGAACUUUUGCUGUGAGAACUAUAAAGGAUUGGAACAGAAUUGACGUUAGCAUUAGAAAGUCCUUAAGCUUGAGUAGCGUAAAGAAAAAACUUUUAAAAACAUUUUUAGAUUCUCAGGAAUUACUAUAGCAUAGCUAAAAUAGCUAUUUAAUUUUGAGACAUUUUAUAUAAAACAUUAUAUAUUAAUUGGCUAUUUAUGGUCACGUGAUAUUGAAUAGAAAAUUCCAUUUCCCAAGAGUGCAAUGGAAUACGUUCCAUUGCACUCUUUGCGAGUGCAAUUGUAGUAUACGUUUUAUUCCAUUGCACUCUUUAUGUUUUUGAUAAAUCGCAUCCGUCAAAAUGCUUCUCAUACGAAUCUAUUAGUCUAUUUUGGUAUUAUAUAUAAAACAAAUAAUAAAUGUUUAUGAAUGCAAUGGUAAGAAUAUUUUCAUUCGGUGAAUGAUGGAAUGUUCCAUUCAACUCGGCUGUCGCCUCGUUGAAUGGAACAUUCCAUCUUUCACCUCAUGAAAAUAUUCUUACCAUAGCACUCAUAAACAUUCAUUAUUUGUAUAAAAUUAUGUGACACUCUUCCUAAUUAGCAAUAUCUUAGUUUCUACUAUUUUAAUUUUUUAUCUAGGUAAAUUUAGUAUAAGCUUAUAGAGGACCACGGAGUCAUUUUUAUUAAUGUCAUGUGCGUUAUCCUCUUUAAAUAAAGUCAAACUAAACUAAACUAAACUUGAAUUAUCCAUCUACUCUGAAGAGUAUUGUUUUUUAUUCCAUUUCAGGUGCGUAUUUUUUCCUUGGAUGAUCGAUACAACUGUCUUCGUACACUGGACUUAAACAAAUACUUCGCUCAACACCUCGUCCUAGAGAACGAAGAUAACGUCGAAAGUCAAGAAGAACCAGGGCAGGCCGUUAUUGGGCUGUGUUAUAACUGUCACAAUAAAAACGAAGAAACACCGAAGGAGGAUUACCACAUUACAAGGUACACCAUACCUACAUACAUACAUACAUACAUACAUACAUACCUACAUACAUACACACACACAGGUUGGGGUUGGGUUGGGAGGGGGACUUUCCUCCCAACUCAAAAGGGGUCCCUCUGGCAGGAAUGGAACUAGGAACCAGAGGGCCUAUAGUUGAAUUUUUUGCCAGGUAGGUCUAAUGAUAAAUGUUUAAAAUUCACACACGAAAUUUCCAUCUACAAAACCCAUCCACAAUUAGUUAUAUUGAUGCCCAAAAAUCUUGAUAUUUAAGCCCUGGGCAAACUAGGAAACAUUGUUGUGGAAACAUUUGUGAUUCUCGAUGUUUCUUCAAAUAUUUUCCUGUUUGCCCACCCGUGGAAACAUUGUUGCGGAAACAAAAUUUGCUUCCCUAGAAGCAAAAAUGUUUUCUAGCGAAUUCAGAAACAUUUGAUGUUUCUCUAUGUUUCUCACUAAUGUUUCCUAGUGUUUGCCCACUCUGGGAAAUAUGGCCAAACAUUGGCAGGAAACAAUGUUUCCGCAACAAUUUUCCUAGUUUGCCCAUGGCUCUAGUGUAGAAAUGUUUUAUAAAUCUGCAUUUCAGUGAAUUGCUUGAAGAUGCUGACAGUCUCCUGUGUGCUACAACUGGCGCACUGUUUGUCAUAAAUCUCAGUACUUGUCAACCAAUGAAAAUCAUAGACUUUAGAGGUAAGCACGGGUAAUAGACGUAGAUUAACCGUGAGGUAUGCAAAUGAUAUACAGGAGUGUAGAGAGGUAGACAAGUAGCAUCGUUUUUUUCCUCAACCUUGCAUGAUUUCUUUUCUAAAAACUCUCAUGAUAUAUCACCUCAUCUUUUUAUUAACUUCUUUCUCAGUGACACGAAAAUCAUGCAGUAUGCUCCUAAGUAACAUAUAUGAGCAUGCCCGGCCUUCGUGCAAACUAAAACUUCCCCUGUACCUUUGCUUUCCAUUCUUUUCUAUCUUUAGAACCUAUCCCUGUGGGCAUCGACCAUCAGCUGGGUGAAUUUUCUCUUGUUUCACUUUGUGGUUCUUGUGAGUUUUAUCAACAGCAAGAAAGGGUAAGAAGAACGGCAGGGGGGCGCAUCCCCUCAAAAAAGUUUUCCCCCGCCCCACCUGAGAAGGUUGCACGCCCCUAAUGCUCAUUUGGAUAAAUGACAGUAGUGUGGUUGAAAUAAAGAUUUUGAACUACAGUAAGUAUGACUGAAAACAAGGGUUUUGAACUAAAGAAAACCAAAAAUCAAUUCCUGGGGGCUUCGCCCCAUUACCAACUGUGCCCCAGACUCCUGCUCCAGCUUAUUCGGUGGCGCUCCAUCCCCUCUUAAAUUUUGGGCACCCCCCCCAAGAGGAAAAUCUGAAAAUCCGUCUAUGGGAAGAAGGCUUGGAAGAGGACAAAUAAAGUAAUUAUAUAAAUAUGUGUGCCAGUGAUUGAUAGGAAUGUAACCCUACCUGAACAAGGAUUCUCCUUGUAUUGUAUAGAUCUUCUCCAACGAGAGAAGUUGUAUUUUCAGGUAGUUGCAUCCCUACAAUCCGAAGAUUUUUAAUUAUAAAUCCCAUUUUAUUUGCAGAUCAUCUGCGCCCUGGGAAGUCUUUUUGAAACUUCACUUCAUAUUCUUCAUAUAUCACCAAAUGCAGAUGCACCUGCAAAAUUGGUAUGCCAACAAAAGUUGCUAAAAUAUAUUCAUAAUUUCAAAAUCGGUAACAUGGAUCAAUGAGAAAAUAAUUUUUGAUGGGGCGAGCUGAUGCACAUCAAGAAAAAGUACGCCAUAACCAAUGCAUAUCCAAAUUUUAAAGAUAAAUGGCACUUUUGAUAGUUAUGAUGGUAUAAAUUGCGGUAAUAUUAUAGAUAGCGGGAGUCAGAUCUGAGCCUCCCUGUGUUAUGGCCUCUCAUCAAUAUAGUACUGCCACUGGGUUCCAUUGUUUUCAAGGCCGGAUUUUGAGGGGAGGUGUGGGGAGGUUCGCACCUCCCCUGAGAUCGUUUUGCACCUCCCCUAAGCAGUAGCGUAGCCAGCCUGAAAAUUUACUCCUGCUAUGUAAAUUUCAAAGCAUUAUCAUUAUUCAUUUCUUUAGAAAUUCAUUGUUUUUACAGUCUAUGAACACAGAAAUAUUUGCAUAGCAGGAGUAAAUAGUCGGGCUGGCUACGCCACUGCCCCUAAGAAUUAUUGCACCUCCCCUGAAAAGUAAUACAUCUCCCCUUGGGAAAAUUUCAAUGAUAGAUCAAAGUGAAAAUUUGACAUUUUGUGGUUGCUUAGGGUCUACAGUUUGUAAGAAUUAAGGUUACAGAACACCUUUGAGUGUUAAUUUUGCCUAAAAUUUUUUUAUUGGUUUCCAUGAAAGCAUUAGACUAGUUCUACUAUCUGACCAAGUUUGAACGGAAAAUGUUGAAAACUCGCAGAGUUAUUUAAUAAAAUACAUUUCGCUGCAAUAAGAAAAACAUUGAAAAUGUAAUAUUCAAAUUCAAUUUUCUCCCGAAAAAUUUUACGGUAAUUACUGAUUUUCAAACGAGUUAUGCUCCCGCGGGUUUUAACCAAUUUUUCUCAAAUUUUCACAUGGCAUAGCUAAAGACGUCAGUUUCAAAAUCGUGUUCGGCUUUUUUUUAAUUUUGAAUAUUUUAAAAAUAAAGAGCAAUUUACUAAAACAAUUCAGAAAUAUAUUGCAGUCGUCAAAGAAAUCGCCAUAUCAGCGGAAUGACGAAAUAAACAAAAAUUUCCGAACACGAUUUUUUAGAACAACUAUUUUACUGUAUAAAAAUUAUAUUUUCAUAAAUAUAACUUAAAACCAGCAGGAACAUAACUCAAAAGCGUAACGGUACCGCGAUUUAAGAUUUUCCUGAAUAAUUCUUACAUUAUUUUAUUGUUUGUUAGUUUUACAACUUUACCGUAUUUUGCAUGCACUGGAGAACAUUUGGUGAAAAUUUGAUGAAAAUCGGACUGAUAUUGAGCGCGCAGUAGCGAUUUUCCGCAAAACGCCAAAAAAGGUGUCCUGUAACCUUAAGUUUUUCUGUAAAAUUGAAAUAGUGAUAGCUGCACCUCCCCUAAAUCUUUGUGUCAAGUAUCCGUUUAAUGCAAUGUUUUGGAAAAACUUUGUAGUAAUUGCAAUGAAGGGCAAAUUUUGAUGAGUUGUACAGUCAUAAUUCAUUAAUACACUGAUACAUAUGUACACUACAUGCAUACGUCACGUCGUUGACUUUGACCCGUUCUAAGCCCUAACUUUCCAUGGGGGUCGUGAGCUAGACCGCUGCACCUCCCCUAAAUUUUUUUCCAUCUCCCCCACUGUUUCCACCAAAAUCUGGCCUUGAUUGUUUUAAUCAUUUAGACCAACAGAGAAGGCUGUUUUAUGAACUCGGGAGCUGAAGACGUAUCAGAAACAUCAAAAUUGGAUACUCCGGAAUUAUCUGUUUUAUCAAAGUAUCUAUAAUUUAAACUUAUCUAUGCAUGCUUUUUAUAAUUGUACAUUAAGUGAAUUCAUUUCACACAAUACUGAAGAACAUGUAACGAAACCGUAACUGAGUUUUCACGAUUUGACAUGGAACGCAUGAAAGCCUAAGAAUUCAAGCACAGCUAACCACCGUACGAAUUCUUGUGUACCUUUACGCAGUGGCGAGGCUAGCCAUGGUAACUGGUCAUGCUAUUGCUAAUAAACCUGCGUAUAAUGCAAUUCAUUAAACAUUUUCAUGACCUGUUGAUGUGGCUAGCUUCGCCACUGCGUUUACAAGUUCGUUCGGAACGUAGUCUUAGUCAACAGUCAACAGUCAACAGUCAACAGUCAACACCAAACUAAUUUUCUCUCUUAGAGCUCCUUUGUGUGAAAAUUCUCCAUUAAAGGCUGAGCUCGUUCCAAAAGUUCAAGAGAAAACAGCGAAACGAAAUGUUAAAAGUACGCCAGCCUUAUAUAUACGUUAAUUUAGUGUAAUGUCAUCAUGGGUUUUACUAAGCACUAUCGUACUGUUAUCUUUCCAGUAUUUGAGAGAUUCAGAUUUGACUACCACUACCGCUACCAUAAACACAUUAACCAAUCAGAUGCGUUUGAUAUAUUCGAUUAACCAAUCAGAUGCGUGCUAAGCCAGUGAGAGGCAGUGGUAGUGGUAGUGGAAAUCAAAUCUGAAUCUCUCGAAAUCCGGUAUUCUAAAAGGUCACUCACACUCAAAGGGUGGAUGUUUAAAUCUGAGCUUCCCUUGAGUGUCAGUGCUGUUUUUGAAUAGCUGGAGAGUAGUCACAUAGUAAGGUACAAGACUAACCCUCCAGCUAUUGAAAAACAGCAUUGGCACUCUUGGGGAAGCUCAGAUUGAACCUCCACUCUUUGAGUGUGAGUGAGCUCUUAGAAUACAGACGUAGGUCUAUCUCGUCACAUCAGAGGCCCUAUCCUAACAGGGCCAAAACAACCCCAUUCAUUAAAAGGGGGCUGUCUCAGGGUCAAGACUUUGUCCCGAAUUUUGUGGCCAAAAUGGCCCUUCUGAAAUUACUGUGUGCAUUUGUAGAAGAUCAUAUGACGACGAAGAAAAAUAAAGAUCCCAUGGAAAAUAAGCCUGUUACUUUUAAGACGAAAAUCAAGUCGUCUGGUUAUACUGCUACACCUAGGUAAAUAGUCCUGGAUUUUUAUUUUAGUCCUGAAAUACCCUUGAAAACCCUGGAAUUUCAAAGUUAUCCCUGGAAAACCUUGGAAAACUGAGCUGGGAAUAGGAUCAUACCUAAACUAUUUAACACUAUCUUAAAAAGAAAGAUUGAACAAAAGUUUCUUGCAUUAUAUAUAAAUCUUAUAAGUACGGCAUUAAACACUCAAAAACCUGUCGACUUCUUAAUAGGGAAAUUCUUUUGUAUAUUUCAAAUGCUCCUGGACAACCCCUGGAUAAGGAUCGAUGAAAACAGUCCUGGAAAACCCUGGAUUUUUUAAAUUACGAAGGUGUACGAACCCUGUAUAGUAUUGCGGGAAACUUAGCAUUUAAAUAGGGAUAUAUAUAGGUGUCGUCUGAUAGAGGCAUCCAUGGGAUUGCCACUAUUACCUAUCUCAUAUUUGUCUCACUACCUUCUUAGAACUAAAAUGUUCUCCCCGAAACUUAAUCCUGCAAAGCAAUCCAAGACCGCUCAAUUUUCACCAAAACCACUUCCAUCCAAAAAACUGUCAUCAAGGUAAUGUGCGUUUAUUAAUAUUUGCAUACAGUCCGUAAUGAUGCCAAGAAGUUUAUGCAAGUUGCUAUAUUCUUUCCAUUAGCGCUAAAGAAAGUCAGUCGCCAGAGUACAGUAUACCGACAGAAUUGAAAGAGAAGUUGUCCCUUUGUUCCGUACCUGUUGCUAUCAAUCAAAUAAAAUUUUCGGGUAAAUAACUUUCUAACAUAUCUUUUACCCUUGGGCAGUGGAACUUAUAUACGAGUAAAAAUCAUUACGGACAAGUAGAAGUUACUUCUUCAAGUCAAACAUGAUAUUUGAAUUUAUUGCGUUUAAUGUUGAGAUAAAAUAUUUGUGGGCAAACCUAAAGGAUCCAAAGCUCCCGAAAUCCCUUCUGGCUUGUCUCCUUCGAAUUUUCAUUAAAUUUUGUCCAAGAAAAGGUUCAAUUUGCCGCACUUAACGCGUAUUCAAAAUUGCUCGACUUCAAAAUUCAUUCCAUGCAGCGAAGAACAUUUGCAAUUUGGGAAUACUAUUUAAAUUUCGCUGAAUUGUCACGAGGAGUUUCUCUGAAAACUAAUUUCCACGCAUACAAAAUUUAACUCAAACAACUUCAUUUUUACUGCACUGAAACUUUGGUGAGAAGAUUGAGUUUCAAAACUCAAUUUAAGAUUGAGUUUUUGGGGCCGUUUAACGGCCCUAAAAAAUCCCUGAAAAAAAACCUGCCAUGGCGGUGAUGGAGCGCUCGAGAAACCACGCACCCUAAAGCGAAGGACUCUAUAGAAAGUCAACGUAUACUCAACAUGUAUUAACUUGUUUUUUUCACCUUUCUCACACAUGUUUUAUAAAUCAAUUUGUCUAUACGAUAAUAGGUAAUGGCAAGAAACUGGCAUGUGCUUUGGCUAACCAUACUGCGCAUGUCUUGGACAUACCACAAACCAGUAAACAACGUGUAUACUCAGGUAGAUAUGUUUUAGUUACAUUCAUGUGUUUUAGUUUGAACGUGCAAGCAAACAGAUGAUGCUGAUGUUUCCAUUUUGUGUAUUAGCACCCAAACACAACGUCACUAAAAAUAUACUGUAUGGUGAAGAGUCUACCGUAUCUCUCAUAACUGUGUGACAAUUUCAGUUUAAUUUUGAUAUUAAUAUAAAUAGCAUUGAGAUAUGAUGUAAUGCGCAAUGUGUUCAAAAAAAUAGUUGAUCACGAUCCCUGAACUGAAACUAAGUACUAUUUAAAACACGAGUAGGAGUGUUUUAUCAGAUAUAAAACGCGAGGCGCAGCCGAGCGUUUAUGUCUGAUAAAACACGACAACGAGUGUUUUGAAUAGCUUAAAAUACUAUACUAUAAAAGCAUACUAAUUAGGAUGAACAAUUAUAUAAUCAUACUAAUUAGGAUGAACAAUUAUAUAAAGAGUAUUAAUGAACACUGAUGAGUUUUAUCAGAUAUAAAUAUAUAUGGCUGACAUGAUUUGCCACAAAAUUAUGAAUUAUUAAUGAGUACUUUAACUACAUAGACAAAAUUCAAUUGGAAUAUCAAAGUAAUUUUCCCCUUUUAGAAGGUUCGUUUUUCAAUCACCGUUAUACAAAACAAUAUUUUUAUAUUCUUGUUCAAUCCAGGUCAUAACGGUGCUGUGCAGUCAGUAGACUUCAGUCACGAUGGUCAAUAUUUACUGACCAGUUCUAAAGACAAUACAGCGUGUUUGUGGAUAACUGGCAGCUCUGAACCUGUACUUGCUUUCAAGUACCAAAAUCAAGCAGCUAGUACAUCUUCCAAGGUUGGUAUGAUAUACCGUAGAGUUUCUCCAAGUACUCCGGUUUCCUCCUGCAUUAACAGCAGACCAAUGCGAGAUGGCCUAUAUUAACACAGGCAUCUCUCCAAUAUAGCCAUCUCUCUAAUACAGACACCCACUUCUCUAAUACAGACAUCUCUCUAACGCAGACAUCUCUCUAAUACAGACAUCUCUCUAAUUCAGACACCUCUCUAACGCAGACAUCUCUCUAACACAGACAUCUCUCUAAUACAGACACCUCUCUAAUACAGACUUCUCUCUAAUACAGACUUCUCUCUAAUACAGACAUCUCUCUAAUACAGACAUCUCUCUAAUACAGACAUCUCUCUAAUUCAGACACCUCUCUAAUUCAGACACCUCUUUAAUACAGACUUCUCUCUAAUACAGACUUCUCUCUAAUACAGACUUCUCUCUAUUCUAAUACAGACAUCUCUCUAAUUCAGACACCUCUCUAAUACGGGCAUAUCUCUAAUUCAGGCACCUCUCUAAUACAGACAUCUCUAAUACAGGCAUGUCUCUAAUACAGACACAUCUCUAAUACCACAGCUAAUACUGAUAUCUCUCUAGUACAGAAACCUAUCUGACACAGACAUCACUCUUUACCAUCGUAAUGUGCAUUAGAUAGGUUCGACAAAUGAAAAGUGAUUGUAGUGUUUAGUUUCACAUAUUAAACUCUGUCCUUCAGGAUAAUCCAAGUUUUGCAAAAGGAAUUAGUGACGCAUUGUUUUACUAUGUGGAUAAAUUCAUCCUCCUCAGUUCUGGAAAUUCCCUAUUUUUGUAUAAAUAUUAUCUGGAUUUUACAAAAGAUGAUCUCAAAAGGUGAGAGAGAAUUGACGUAGUUCUUUCUCUAUCAUUAGUAGUCUAGAGUAUAAAUAUAAGCUGCCCUGGUGUAUGUCUAAUCUACCUGGAAGAAAUAUAAUUCGUUGGCAGAAUUAGUAAAACUCAUUGUAGCGUCUUCACCAGGGGAACUAUACACUCAACAGAUGACGUCAUCUGUCAGCAAGGUUGAGAUCAGUGGUUGAGAUACUCUUGAUGGCUACCGUCAUCUCUAUUCAAAGCAUGCUAAUUCAUGCCAAAGCAUGCUAAUUCAUGCGAUCGUAUGAUUAUGCAUUUUUGGUUAUAAUAUAGAUAUCAAAGUAAAAGUCAUUACAAGCUCGUUACAUCUUUGCCUCUUGAAAAAGCACAGAGUGUAACAAGUUUUACAUGUAUCAAUGGCUUUUACUCUUGUAUCCUUUUGCUAAUUUUUACGCUGUGAUUAGCACUUGCCAUGGUGAUUGUUAUUUGAAACAUCCAGGAUAGAUAAUUAUAAGAGCCUCUCCUCGAAAUAUUGGACUCUAUGAGUCUACGUUGGUCUCUUUAUGGAAUAUUUAUUCGGUGAUUAAUUGCAAGCAUUAACCUCAAGAUAUUUUGAAAUUCCAAAUUACUUAACAUAUCCACUAAACAAUUUUUCCUUGAUAACUACUGCAAGAUAUUGUAAUAUGUGCAGGAUCAGACAGAUCUUUGGAAGUUUUUGAUAUGAAUGUUAAUCGUAGUCUGAGGACACUUGAAGAUGUUCAUACGAGAAAUGUGCACUGUGUAAAAAUUAAUCAGGUAACAUGAAGGCUCCAGUGUUUAGAACAGUUAUCAAGCAGUAUGGUGUACAUAGAUCGGUCUUCCUUUUUACCCAUCUAUAGUUCACGAAGUAGCUUAGGGUCCGCUGCUUGGAUUCUUGACUUCCAUCCUUUUCAAUCUCUUUUCAUGUUCGCCAUCAGUUCUUUGAUGUCGAGUUUCUGCUUGUUUUUUAAGGUAGUAAUAUAACCACUCAGCACAGCAUUUUCUCCUAAUUAUACCUUUUAUCAUCUCAGCCUUGCUUCCCUCACCUCCUCUGCAGUGUCUACCACCUCUCAUCUCAUUCUGAUCUCUUCAUUCCAUAAUGUAUCUGACCAGCUCUUCAUCAUCUCUUCUUAUUACAUGUCCAUACCAUCUCAACCUUGUUUCCCUCACCUUCUCUGCAAUGUCUACCCCUCAUUCUAACCUCUUCAUUCUAUAAUGUCUCUGAACGGCUCUCUUUCGUCUCAUCUUACGUGUUAAUACCAUCCCAGCCUUGCUUCCCUCACCUUUUCUGCAAUGCGUACCACUUACAUCUUAUUCUGAUCUCUUGAUUCUAUAAUAUCUCUGAACGGCUCUCCUUCAUCUCUUCUUAUUACAUGUCCAUACCAUCUCAACCUUGCUUCCCUCACCUUUUCUGCAAUGCGUACCACUUACAUCUUAUUCUGAUCUCUUGAUUCUAUAAUAUCUCUGAACGGCUCCCCUUCAUCUCUUCUUAUUACUUGUCCAUACCAUCGCAGCUUCGUUUUCCUCACCUUCUCUGCAAUGUCUACCACUCCACAUCUUCUGAUCUCUUCAUUCUCUGAACGGCUCUCCUUCAUCUCUUCUUAUUUCCCGUUCGUACAAUCUCACUCUUGUUUCCCUCACUUUCUCUGCAAUAUCCGAUCUACCACCCCACGUCAUCUGAUCUGUGAAUGUGUCCAGCACCAAUUCUUCACUAGACGUUUAAUCUGUUUUUAUUCAGGGUUCAAAGACGUUUUCCCUCCCAGCUCAAAGUUAUGAUCUAUUUUUAACUGCAGCCAUCGCAGAUGGCGUCAAAAUUUGGGACUUGCGCAGCACGAGGUAAACAUUGGUACAGUAGUUACUUUAUGUGCCGUUCACCUCUGUUUGCUUGUGGGCCCCAGGGCAGGAAAAAAUAAUUCUCUUCCCGGGAGUACAACCUGGAGACACAAAUUUCCUGCAGACCAACGGAGUGUUUUUGUGCUAAAUCUGCAUAUGCAUAAACCUAUAGUGUUCUUGCUGACCAUGGUUUUAAGUUCAAGGAAUAAUGCCUGUCAACCAUAUGUUGUUGCGUCCAUAGUGGGACAUGGGUGUUAAGGUUUCCUUCAAAUUUUCAACAGCAAAUCGUCAUUCAAACGAAUUUCCUGCAGCUGUUUAACAUUUCCUGCGAGCAGUGCUCGCGUGCUCGCCUAUUUUUUCCACCUCUGUUUGGUUGUGGCACAGUGGUUGGUGCAUGGCAUAUGUGCCUUUACUUCUGUGUACGGCCUUCCAUUCCGAUCCUGCAAUAUGCAGUUUCUGAUCAUAAUUUCUAUAAUGUCAAGAGUGUAAUUAAACCCGAAGUGAGGCAGCUAUUUAAGCAAACGACGUUUUUGUCAACACCGACGUCACCCGAAAAUUGGUAUAACUAAUGUUGGCCACUUUUUGCAUCUCAGCGCUCGUGUAAGGAAGCAAAAAACUUUAAAAAUCUUAUGUUUUGUCAUUCGUGUUGAAGAUUACCACAAACUGACACAAACACAAUUUUUAAUCCAGUCCCCGCUCGGCAAAAGCGUCGUUUGUUAAGCUCGCUAUUAAACAGCUAACGACUUCAUUUGCAAAUAGGAAAUCUUCGGAUCAAUCACAAAAGAAGCUCAUUUAUAUCUUGUAGAUGUGUAAGGAAAUACGAAGGUCAUGUGAAUCGUUCUCAUCCAGUCGGUGUAGCUUGGAGUCCCUGUGCUAAAUAUUUUGCUGUUGGCUCUGAAGAUAAAUCGGUGAGUUUGAAGUCAACAGGAUUGCAUACAUAGGGCAAAUUUUCUUUGAAGGUACUGUAUAAGUUUGUACGAGGGGGGGGGGGGAGUGUUAGUUAGGUUAGUGCUGGUGCAUGUGCCAUUUGCUGUGAUUUUAGGUGCGAUUUCUUCUCCUGGUGUAUGUGAACGAGUGGAUGAUUUAGGAAUGUUUAGAUGAGGGUACAUAAAACUCAGAGCAUUCAUAACUUAUUUACUCGUUCACAUCCAUCAGAAGAAGAAAAUCGCAACAAAAAUUGCAAGUGUAAACGGGCUUUAAGAAGAAUGCUUCGACUUUUUCUUUUCCAAACCGAAUUCAGCCUGGAAAGAAUACAAAAGAUGGACGUCUGGUGAGAACAGCGUUCAACUGAUAGAGCUGGAUAGCGGCUGUUUUCUCAUCAUGCAUUUACAUAGGCGUACGAGACAGGAGGGGGCAGUUGCCCUUUAGUAAAUCACGGAAAUUCAGGCAGAUGUAUGACAAAAUAUGUUAAAUUCAGUACCAUCCUUCAUAAAAAUUCUGGCAAACUUUUAACUGCCCCCCCCCCCCGGAAAGAUCAGACCCAUACGCCAAUGUGCAUGUAUUAUAUGUUUAACACCUCUCUUUGUUGUUUCCAGACGUAUAUUUAUGACCUACGACACUCUAAUCCAUGUGAACGUAUCUCAAGACAUAGUGAUGUUGUAUUCGAUGUCGUGUUUCAUCCAAACACUUCACAGGUAAAUAUACAAAAGUAACAAGGAGAAUAGCUUUGACGGGUGAGGCCGGUGCUUUCCUUUGAAUGCUUAGAGAUUUUAUCGUCUGAACUGGAUUAUUUUUCUCUGUGAUUUCAGUUGGUGACAGCUACACUUGAUGGAAAACUAUUUUUCUAUUCAGACAAGAUCUAGUGCUCAACAAUGUUAAUGUUCGAAUCUGAUAAAAGGAAAAAGGUAAAGGGCCAAAUGUGCGGGGGGCGAUGUCAUAUCUGUACGAUUUUACAGAUAUGAAAAAAUUAUAGGAAGCAUACGUCCAAUAACAAAUACCACAGAAUCAUGUGCGUAUAUAUUAUAUAAGCGCCCUGCACAGAACAUUGUAGCUUAGAGCGAUAGAAAAUGUCUUGACAAAAACGUGAGGCAAUGACGUAGUAUUGCCUCAUACGUGACAUUUAUAAAUAAUUAUGUCAUAUAUAUAGUAAUUAUAUUAGCUGAUUGAUUAAUAUACCCUUCCAGACAGUACGUGACUUUGGCCAAAGAGCCUCGUUUUCAUGUAUGUGACGUUAGAGACCUUACGAUUUUAGGACGGCAACGGCCAAAACAAACUCCUUCAAAUAAAUGGUAGUCGAUAGUUCGUCGUAUAUUAUCAAUCGUAUGAAUUUAAUACAGUCUUAGAAGUUGAAGAGAUGGGUUUUAUGGUUGGGAAGAGUUCUGCUAAACCCAGUUUGAAGUUGCACUUGUUGUGGCUUGGAAUGCAGCCGUUGUAUCAACACGUGUUGUAUCAGCCGUUGUAUCAAAAAUCUGUGAUUUGGCGUUGUAAACAGAGCGAGGACAAUGUCUAAAUUAUUCAUUUAUUGUAAUUACUCAAUUCUUUUCAAUGAUCUAUUGUAUUGGUAGCCGUUGCCGUCCUAAAAUCGUAAGGUCUCUAUUAGUUUUAAAACCUAACGUCUCAAUCACGAAAACGAGGCACUAUUGCGAAGGUGACAUACUUUUCGGAAGCGUGUAUUGUUGCGGAACUGAUGGAACAUUAUGCCCGUUUUCCACCAGGGGAAGCGACUUUUUCCUUUGUCGACAUCGCUUAUCACGUCAGCAAAAACGUUGACGACAAGGGAAAAUGUCGCUUCGUGCCUUCGUCCGAAUAAAUUCGCGUGGUGGAAAAUAGGCUUAUUGCAUUGAUCGAUCCACACAGGCCCAUAGACCACAGAAUGCCGCGGUUGAAUUGAAUACUCAUAAGAAAUGCUUACCUGUAAUUUCGGUUGCCAUUUUCCCGCGCGUUCAAUCUUAGUCCGGGAAACAAUAAAACGAAGGAAAAUAGAGGGAUUGCUCGCUGUCUAUAAUUUCGGCGACUGCAAGAAGUUUGAAUGUCGUCGGAGAUUCGGACUUGUUGCAGCAGCCGAAAUCCCAGGUAAACAUUUCUUAUGAGUAUAGAAUUCAAUACAAUCGUGAAUUGUCUGUGCCAGUGUAGGUAGUGCCAAUAAUACGAACAAGCUUUCGUUGGUAGGAAUGCAACUACCUGAAAAUAUAAGGAGAACUUUUUCGAGCGAAGGCCCUUCCCCGUUACUGAAGGCCAUUGAACUAUAAAUAAACUGGAAGGCUAACUCAGGGGGGGGAAAUUGAAGCCAGUGUAUUUUAGUUUUUCUGAGUUAUGAGCAGACAUACUCAACACUGAACGUUGGGCUAUAUAUCAAAUUGAAGCUAUUGAAAAACGCUAUUUGGUGUAGAAAUUUCAAGACUUUAGCUAAAAGGGAAAUAUUGAAAAACUACAAACAUAAUUACCGAUAAUUUGCAGUUUUGCAGUUGUUUUUGUAUUUCUUAAAUAUUUUUCUUUUCGCUGAAGUCUUGAAAUUUCCACACCGAAUAGCAAUUUUCAAUAGCUUCAAUUUGAUAUAUAGCCCGACGUUUGGGGUCAAGUAUUUCUGCUCAUAACUCAGAAAAACUAUUUUGGCUUCAUCAAAUCAUAGGCCUUCAUCAUAGCAGUUAGCCUUCCGUUUAUUUAUAGUUCAAUGCUGAAGGCCGUUUUCCACUAGGCGGAAUUUUCCGCGCGGAGCGGAAUUUCUCUUUGUCUUUUCCAAUUAGUUCCAGCCGAGAAAUCACAAGACAGAAAAAUUCCGCUCCGCGCGGAAAAUUCCGCUUAGCGGAAAACGGCCUUCACUUCCUGGCGAAGAGCCUCGAAACGUCGAAGUUCUCCUUGUAUUUUUCAGGUAGUUGCCGAUCCCUACCAAACCGAAGUUUUCACAGAAUUCAACACUACAAAUGUUUGGUGUCUUUAUUAAAAAAGUUAUUAUAAUAAAAAUAAUACUCUGUGCAUAGACACGUCUUGACCAGGGCGUGUCGUUCGUUUGCGUAACUUACUCGAAAAUCGCUUUUCAAUCGGACAAUGACCUGUCAAACAUUUACGCGGCUAUGAGUGGGGAAGGCUAGCGAAAACGUCACAACGCUCUUGGCUCUUCCGUCAGGAAAUAGUAUUUUUAGCGAUCUAGGUAGUGGCGUAGUGCCAAUGGACCGAUUUGCAUAACUGACUCAAUUUUGAUCUAAACAAGUCCAGACAAAAAUUUCAUCACAGCUUGAAAGAGCAUCACAAAAUUAGUAAUAUUCCAAAGUUUCGUUGCGAAAUGUUGUAAAAUGCGGAUAAUAUAGCCUUGCGAAGUUUGCCGUUUUUCAGUCAUUUUGUAUUACGCAUGGGAAAUUGACAGCCCAAUCGGGUGUUGGGGCAUCAAUUUCCCGUUUGUAAUACAAAAUGACUGAAAAUUGCAAACUUCACAAGGCUAUAUUAUCCGCAUUUUACAACAUUUCGCAACGAAACUUUGGAAUAUUACUAAUUUUGUGAUGCUCUUUCAAGCUGUGAUGAAAUUUUUGUCUAGAUCAAAAUUUAGUCUAUAAUGCAAAUGGUCCAUAAUGAAAGCUUCGGAUUGAUGGAGAUGCGAUUACCUGGGAAAAUACAUGGAGAACUUCGACGUUUUGAGCGAAGUCCCUUUAUGGGAAAGUUAGUGGGCCUUUGUUCGAAGCGUCGAAGUUCUCCUUGUAUUUUUCAGGUCGUUGAAUCUCUCUCAAUCACUCAAUCCAUUCUGUCCGAAGAUAUGAUGGUCUGGUCUGGAAGCCCGGCAAAUUUCAAAGGUACAACAUAGAAGACCUUUGUUUGAUGUUGAACUGUACUUCGCCGUGCACAAAUCCUUUGUCUCAACUUCAUUAAAUAUUAUUCAUCGUGGUUGAACAUUUCAUCUCAGCUAUCCCUAUUGGACGAUUACUUCAUUAUACGAAAAUACAAUGAGCUAAUCACCGUUCCCGGCAAUGUGUCCGGCACAAAUUAACAUAAACUCAGACAAAAACAUAUUAAUACAAUGACUUCAGUUUAGUUUCCAGACCGUCAUAUUUUGAUAGACUGUGCUCAUUUCGAAGUUUCCUUAUUUUCUGUCUUUGAAAAAGCUAGGCAUGCUAUCAUGCUUCUUGCGGUCAAAUAGUGUUUAUGUUUACGUAAAUGAUCUCGUAUUAAAAUACGUUGCGUGAUUGAGGCUACAAUAUCAUGUAACGCUUACGCAAAUCAACUCACAACUGUGAUUUAAUUGCUUUGAUAACCCUCGAAAUAAUUCACCAAAUAGAGGUUAUUUCUCAUUAAAAAUAACUUGUAUCUACUUAGACAAACUUUAAACAACAAACAACAGUCGUAAACGCUUCGAAUUCUUCAAAAAAUUGUCAUUUUAUUGUGAAAUUUUACGAAUUCUUUACCUUGGCCUGUUAUGGGUGUGCGACCAUUCUCUUCCGUCUUUUCAAAUGACGUCACAUUGCGGGCGGAUGUUCGUCAAGCAUACAUGUCAGCGAAAAGCUGCGUUUUGUUGCCGAAAAACACAACUUUACUGAACGAAAAUGUACAUUUACAGAGCACCUUGUUUGUAUUUCACCUCCGUGUGGCAAUUAUAAGGGGUUAUAUGACUUUAUUUGUAUUUUUAAUAGUGUUUAUUGUGAAAUAUUUUAAGUUUAUUGACUCAUAAUUUGACUGAUUACAUAUUCAGUCAUGUGACCUGUCACGGAAGCCCAGCUUGGGGAUUGAACUUGAACAUUUGAACUCGAGUGCGGUUGCCAGUUUCUUGCCUCCCUAAUAGUAAUCCAUCGAUCUACGUUUUAAUCCUCAAAAUACCAUUCUCUGGUGUACUCCGAAGGAACGAACAAGCAUUUCGAGGCUACAAAGUGGUCACUUGGUUCAAUUUUGCCGCCAUUUGAAACGGUAUGUGUAUAAAACGAACAUUUAUUGUCGCGCUCGAAUUUUGAAUGAAUGGACUUUGUUACUUUAUACCAAAUUUAAACAGUUGAUAUUUGUUGAUAAUCGGCCGUGUUAAUGUCAAGUAAUCAUACACACUUGGUAUUUUAAUGUUUGUUGCAAUAUUCAUGUGAGGUUUUAUUCGUUUAGAUCGGUGAUUCUGGGCAAGAUUCAAUGAUCGAUUUAAAAGAGAAACCACGACGAUGCUCAAAACGGAAAUUCGAAGAAAAUGGCCGUGUUCAACCGAAAGAAACUUUAUUGGAUAUGUCAGUAUCGAAGCUAGCUAAAGCUCAAACGAGACUCAAUCUUGAACCCUCAUUAAGAAAGACUGUAAUGAUAGUAAAUACGAUACGAAAACUUGAGCAAGAGAUCGAAAUUGGUCGCACUAAAACGCUGAACGAGGCAAAUUCUUUUAGCCAUUGUUUGGGAAGGACAAAUAACUAUCCGGACACGAGGCCGGACGAUUCUACGGUUUACCCUUUAGUGGAUACACAGAACUCUACAGAAAGUACUCAGAAAAGCAUGGAUUCGCCCUUAGAUACAAGGGACGGAUCGUUUGUUUGCGAAAACAAUUCAGAAACAUUGAGUAACAGGUGCCCAAGUAGCACUAACAUUAGCAUUGCGAAAUCCUGCCCAAGUGAUGCCACUUUUAUUGAUCUAGCACAAUCGACCGAAAUGAAAUUUAAAAACAGAUUUGCGGAUUCAUCAAGUUCUAUCACGUCUAUGGAAGUUAAUUCUGGCGCUUGCGAGAUAAAUUUCGCUGAAGUGGACAUUUCUUUGUAUGAUUUUGAUACAAGCGUGGCAUGGUCAGAAGGGGGUCUACAAAUACCAUGUGGUGAUGAUAGUGAUAAUUUCAUGUACAAACCAUCAACAUUAUCAACAUUUACUAAACGGUGUAGUGAUGAUUUCAAACUUGGUAAAUCUACAGAAAACACAUUUGCAGAUGAUCUCGAUCAAAUUAUGCAAGUGCUGGUCGGCAUUUGA